This is a messenger RNA of Bufo bufo (common toad), 1416 nucleotides long. RefSeq names its product leucine-rich repeat flightless-interacting protein 2-like. Gene Ontology annotation, biological process: regulation of DNA-templated transcription. The record is from RefSeq and is a predicted model, not a curated record. Lineage: Eukaryota; Metazoa; Chordata; Amphibia; Anura; Bufonidae.
AUGUGCAGCCUGGAAGAGAACUGUCAUCCAAGUCAUUCCUUGUACAACUCUUAUGUAAGCAAGAACAAAUCCUCUGUAUCCAGUAAAGACUUACUGUCCUCUUCUCUGUACAGUGACCCUAUUGCCGUUUCCAGGAUUUCCAGGACCUCCCUCUAUGAAGAUGGUGUUACUAACUCGUACACUUCCAGAACUCAGCCGUCUGAGUGUAGCUACCGUUCUUCUAGAGCCAGCUCGACAAGAAGCAGUCCUGUGUCUACAGACAAUGAGGGAUCCGUGUCCUCUUAUAGUGCUGGACGGGGACACAGGUAUAGUGAGAAAAGUGACAAGCAUUACUCUGACGGUUAUUCCAGGCCAUCGUCUCGUAAUGCAACCACUGGACUUCCGGGAACGUUUACACCACUGAGCGGGUCGUCUUCUCGAAGAGGCAGUGGAAAUGCAAGUAGUUUAAUAGAUCCAGAUGCUUCUCUAAGUGAACUACGGGACUCUUUAGCAGAAGUGGAAGAGAAAUAUAAGAAAGCUAUGGUAUCGAAUGCCCAGCUUGAUAAUGAAAAAGGCAAUCUUGUGUAUCAAGUGGACACAUUGAAGGAUGUCAUUGAGGAAAUGGAGGAACAGAUGGCAGAGUAUCAUAGAGAAAAUGAAGACAAGUCAAAGGAAUUGGAAAGACAGAAACAUGCGUGCAGCGUUCUCCAACACAAGUUAGAUGAACUGAAGGAAGGGAUUUGCCAAAGAGAUGAAUUUAUAGAGAAACACGGUUUAGUUAUUAUUCCAGAUGGUACUCCUAAUGGUGAUAUCAACCACGAGCCAGUUGUUGGGCAAAUAACUGUUGUAUCCCAAGAAGCUGCACAAGUUUUGGAAUCGGCUGGAGAAGGUCCACUUGAUGUAAGGCUGCGGAAGCUGGCGGAUGAGAAGGAUGAGCUUGUAUCACAGAUAAGGAAAUUAAAGCUGCAGCUUGAUGAAGAGCGUCAUAAGAAUGUUAGAAAUGAUACCUCGACAGACUCCGCAGGACUGGAAAAUGGUUCCGAUCUACAGCUGAUUGAAAUGCAGAGAGAUGCCAAUAGACAAAUUAGUGAAUUCAAGUUCAAACUUUCAAAAUCGGAACAAGAUAUAACUACUCUAGAACAGAACGUUCUUCGGCUUGAAGGACAAGUGUUGAGAUAUAAAUCUGCAGCAGAAAAUGCAGAAAAGGUAGAAGAUGAACUUAAAGCAGAAAAGAGAAGAUUUGAGAGAGAGCUUUGGACUACUCAGGACAAAAUGGAAGAGAUGGAGAUGACAAAUAGCCACUUAGUGAAAAGGUUAGAGAAGAUGAAGGCCAACCGGAACACACUUCUGUCUCAGCAGUAAAGAGGAUGCCACACGACAACGUAAUGCACUGCUCCACAAAACAAUGCGCCUUCACUUGGUCUCCUACUAUAGACA